CAACGUCACCACUUUUAUUAUAUUAUUCCUUCUGCAGGCCACUGUCAUGAGACCUGCUGUAAUGAAUGGUACUGAGGAUCGGAUUAUGAAUCUGUGGGCGCACUUUGCAAAGAAAUAUAGCUUUCUUCCACUUAUUGGCAAUGGAUCUACCAAAAUCCAGCCUGUAUAUGUUAAUGAUGUUGCUUCUGCAAUCGUUGGGGCCUUGAAAGAUGAUGAAACCAGCAUGGGAAAAGUCUCUGAGUUGGGUGGACCAGAUAUCUAUACUGUGCAUGAACUGGCUGAGCUUGUGAAUGACAUGAUCCGUGAAUGGCCACGCUAUGUAAAUGUACCUUUACCCAUUGCGAAGGCAAUUGCCAUGCCUAGAGCGGUAUUACUCGAUCCGUAA
Messenger RNA from Hibiscus syriacus, 385 nucleotides. Its product is annotated as NADH dehydrogenase [ubiquinone] 1 alpha subcomplex subunit 9, mitochondrial-like. Gene Ontology annotation, cellular component: mitochondrion. Lineage: Eukaryota; Viridiplantae; Streptophyta; Magnoliopsida; Malvales; Malvaceae. The coding region runs from base 47 to 385 and encodes 112 amino acids. The record is from RefSeq and is a predicted model, not a curated record. The transcript is spliced from 4 exons. Gene Ontology annotation, molecular function: protein-containing complex binding.